AUGGUUCCCAGUGAAGCCCUUCAGAUGACAGGGACUGUUCAAUUACUUCUGCAUUUCAAAUGGAAAUGGGUAGGAUUUAUUAUUAUAGAUGAUGAUAGUGGAGAUCAUUUCUUGCAUUCGAUGGAGCCUCUGUUUUCUGAGAAUGGAAUCUGCUCAGCUUUCACCAGAAGAGUUCAAAAGAAUGCCCGAUCAUUUAGUGCAGAGGAAGUUAACAUUUGCAUUAAAAAUAAUAUUCCAGAUUUCAUGGAGAGCAACACCAAGGCAUGUGUUAUUUACGGGAACACUCAAACCAUUACAUGGCUAGAAUUUAUGAUAUGGCUUACAACAUUCUUUCUUCCGCUACGGUUUCCAGAAUAUAAGGGUAAAGUUUCUGCAGGAAAAGUAUGGAUCAUGACAUCCCAGGCUGAUUUCUUGGCCAAUCUAUUCCAAAAGUAUUUUGAUAUUCAAAUGUUCCAUGGUGCUAUGUCCUUCACUAUUCACUCAACAGAACUUGUAGGAUUCCAAGAAUUUCUUCAGAAUACCAAUCAUUUGGAGGAAAAGGGAAAUACAUUCAUCCAGGAGUUCUGGGAGCAAGCAUUUGACUGUUUAAUUCCAAAUUUGGUUAGGCCCAAAGAUGCAGAUGAAACAUGCACAGGGGAGGAGACCCUGAAAGACCUUCCUACAACGUAUUUUGAAAUGAGCAUAAGUGGCCAUAGUUAUAGUAUCUACAAUGCUGCCUAUGCUGUGGCUCAUGCCUUGCACACCAUUUACACUUCUAGUUUCUUCCUGAGAAGAGCAGAGGAUAGUGGGAAACUGACUCCAUUGAAUGUGCAACCCUGGCAGCUCCACUCAUUGCUUCAGAGGAUUUCAUUCAACAACAGUGCCAGAGAACAGAUUGUGUUAAAUGAGCAUGGAGAAUUAACUGGUGGAUUUGAUAUUACCAAUCUGGUCACUUUCCCAAACAACACAUACAUCAAAGUCAAAGUCGGAAUAGUGGAUCCUCAGGCUCCUCCAGGCCAAGAGGUCACCAUUGAUGAGGACAGCAUUGAGUGGCACACAGAACUCCUUCAGGUUCCUCCAUCCUCUUUGUGCAAUGACCCCUGCUAUCCGGGUUUCAGUAAGAAAAUGAAAGAAGGGGGAAAGUUUUGCUGCUAUGAUUGUGCUCCAUGUUCUGAAGGGAGGAUCUCAAACCAAGAGGAUAUGGAUCAUUGCAUCAGUUGUUUAGAAGAUCACUAUCCAAAUAAGGAGCAAGAUCACUGCAUACCCAAGACAAUAAGCUUCCUAUCUUUAGAAGAACCUUUGACCAUCAUUUUAGGCUUUUGGGCCUUUUUCUUCUCUGUGCUUACAGUGCUGAUACUUGCAAUCUUCAUUAAGUACCAGGACACUCCCAUUGUCAAAGCCAACAACCGAAGCCUCACCUACAUUCUUCUUGUCUCUCUCCUUCUUUGCUUCCUCUGCUCUUUGUUCUUCAUGGGACGUCCUACUAAGAUGUUCUGCCUACUCCGACAAACAACAUUUGGCAUCAUCUUUUCAGUAGCUGUUUCUUCUGUAUUGGCAAAAACCACUACAGUAGUGGUGGCUUUCAUGACCUCCAAGCCAGGAAAUAUUUUCCAAAAAUGGAUGGGCAAACAAUUGGCUCAUUCUGUUGUCUCAUCCAGCUCAUUUGUUGAAGUCAUCAUUUGUGUUGUUUGGUUAGCAACCUCUCCCCCAUUCCCAGAUAUGGACACACACUCACUGACAGCACAAAUCAUAGUGCAAUGUAAUGAAGGGUCAGUUACAAUGUUUUACUGUGUCCUGGGUUACAUGGGAAUACUUGCUAGCAUCAGCUUCAUGGUAGCUUUCCUAGCCAGGAAAUUGCCUGACAGUUUUAAUGAAGCCAAGUUCAUUACCUUCAGCAUGUUGGUCUUUUGCAGUGUUUGGCUCUCCUUUGUCCCAACCUAUCUGAGCACAAAAGGAAAGUACAUGGUUGCUGUGGAGAUCUUCUCCAUUUUGGCCUCUAGUGCUGGGCUACUGGGCUGCAUCUUUUUGCCCAAAUGUUAUGUCAUAAUAUUGAGGCCUGAGUUGAACAACAGAGAGCAGCUAGUUAGGAGAAAACAUUAA
Molecule: messenger RNA, 2079 nt
Organism: Gekko japonicus
Lineage: Eukaryota; Metazoa; Chordata; Lepidosauria; Squamata; Gekkonidae
Product: vomeronasal type-2 receptor 26-like
Exons: 4
Coding region: 1-2079 (692 amino acids)
Biological process (GO): G protein-coupled receptor signaling pathway
Cellular component (GO): membrane
Molecular function (GO): G protein-coupled receptor activity
Source: RefSeq, a predicted model, not a curated record